UUUUGUGUUGGAAACGCCCAAACUUUUAUCAAUAAAAUUUGUAUCUCUGAUAUUGAAAAGGGGGUUCAAGAAAGGAAUUCUAAGGGAACGACUCGCAAACUAAAUUUAUCUGCAAUUCGAAGGAAAGAGGUAUUGAGAAUAAUUACUCCGGUAGGAUUCGAGCCAGGGCCCUCCACUUGGUCAAACACAAUGGUCAUAUCACAAGACCACAAAACAGACGUUCCUUCCUUAGCAGAUUAGCAGGGGGUGAAGCAGCGAUAGUCAAUUGCCAUCUCAUUGGCUGUAACAGACAAUUGCAGAGGUCAACUUUGAUUCCUAUUGGUUGGCUGAACCGCUGCAGAGGCAAGCUCGGCUUCUGAUUUGCUAAAUCAAAUCACACCUAUGCUCCCGCCAAAGACUGCAGAGGUGAAGUACACUCUGAUUGGCUUACAAGACGUUUGCAGAGGUCAAGCCAGCGGUGAUUGGCGCUCGAGGGACAAACAAGUUUCUGGAUUCAGAAAAUACGGACCAGAUAAAUGCCUAGAAUCGCCAUUCGACUAUUCUGUACAGAGGCCGAAAGGUAGUCAGCAAAAUAUAUGCCCUGCUGUCUUCUGCAUGUUGUUGGUAUCAACGCGGGCGGAUCUAGGGCGGACGUUGCUGAAGAAUUUGCCAAAGAAACUAUUGAUUAAAAGUUUUGAUAGUUUCUAUUUUAUUUUGUUGUUGUGAAAGUCUGACUUAUGCUUCUGCAUAGGUUGCUGUAGUCUGGAUCCGCCUCUGCAUACACAGGUUUAAUUUCUGGAAGCUGUCUUUUGAAUUUUUUGCAUUACCAUAGAUGUUAUUUGUUUUCUUCAUGUAAUAGGAUCCCGUCCUAAAAGUUACAAAGUGGAGGGGCUGUUCUGCAUGCAAUCUGCUCGCAAUCUGCACGCUACUUACUUCUAUAAACCACACUCAAGACCACACAUUCAGAAGGCUAAAAGAAAUUGUUCAUUCAUGGAAAAUCAAAGUGGAAUUGCGCCCUCCGUCUGGUUUCGUCUACGGAAGAGCUCCUUCGGCUUUCGCGACGUUCUUCCAUUGAUUGGCAGGUUUUCUAAGAAGUGCAACAGCAACCGACGCACCGAUAGCAGAAGACAAAAAAUGGCGGACGACACGAAUGUGUCUUCAACACAAAAGAUAGUUCGAAUUACCCAAGAAGAACUAGAGCAGUCCACGAACCUUGGUAGUCCAGAGCAUGUUCAUCUAAACAAUAAAUCAAGGAAACAUUCAAAUAGCCGUGCAGAGGCAAGGAAAGAGAGCAGUGAUUCGCCAAGUUCAUCUGACGGACAAUUGAAAUCCAAUGAAAAUGGGAAAUGGAGUGGCGAAAGCAAGGGUUUCCAGGUGCAAAACGAGGACAAGAAUGAUAUGUUUAAUGUCAAGGAAGCUAGUAAUAGUGGUAGCGUGGAAAAAUGCGAUGAAAAGCAAGUCUUGGGAACCAAAAACGUGGACACGGCUAAAAUGAGGAAACCGCGAGUUCGGGAAGGUUAUGGAUUGUAUCAGGUGAAAAAGGGGAAGUUCUCGGAUAAAAUGAAGAUAUCAGAAGUUAUGACCUCACCAAAAGAAAAAGUUAAGCCUGGAGAAAAUCAGCUAAAAGACGGGCCAAAGAAGAAGAGUCCCACCAAGGGAAAUGUAAGCAGCAUUAGGAAUGAAAAUGCAGCAGAAAGUGAACAGAAAUCUGGAAAGUCAGAGCGGUCGUCUUUGGAUGGAGAUAAUGAAGCCAUCAGUGGUUAUAACAGAGAAGAGUCUGCUAAAAGUAGGAGCCUUUCUGCAAAUAUUCAGGUGAACAAAAAAGAUUUUCACGAGGGAAACACUGUUACGAACACUUUACAUUCUAAAGAGAAGAAAUUUGUGAAAGAAGACUGGGAUCUUUCUCACUCUUCUCAUCAAGUUGCUAGCAAAGCUGAAGAGGAAAAGGAAGAUUCAAAGAGACCUAUCAGUGCAGAUCAACCAAAUAUACCAGUUAUGGAAACUAAAAUGCCUAACAAAGAUGAAAAGACCUCUGGGGAAGCAAACAGUAGGAACGAUAGUUUAAAAAGAAGAUUAACUGAUUGUGAGAAAAAAGGGGAAGAUGUAAUUGACAUACAAGAAGGUAAAAAUGCAAAAGAUGCAUGUGCCCAUUCCAAGGAGAGCAAAAACAACACGAGCUUAGGGCAGCAAAAAAUUGCAUCAAAAGAGCAAAAGCCACAUACUGUAAAAGGCAUUGGGAGAGGAAAAGUGUUGUUAAAGCAGACAUCAGGCAAAGGGAAAGAGCGUUUGAAAGAUAGAAAAAAGCCCCCAUUUAGAAGAAAAAAGUCUGUUGAAAAACAAACAGAGGAUUCUAAGUUUAAUGAAGCUGGAAAUGAAAGUAAUGUUGAUCCUAAAAAUCCCAAAGAUGGUGUGUUUGCAAAUGACUCUGGAAAUAGAACUAAAGAAAACACAUUAAAGGAAGUGAAAGGAAAGGCAACUUUUUCGGAUACGGAUAAGGAAAUUUGUGAUCAAGAAAGUCUUGAAGCAUCUUCAGAUAAUACAAACAAAAAAGCCGGUAUCAUAAUUUUACCAUCUCCAGGUCUUUUAGAGCAAGCUGAGGCUCAGAGGGAUGUCCAGAAAGCAGAAAAAGAUAAUGAACAAAUUGAAACUUCAAAAGGCUUCCAAAAGCUUCAAAGACCUGCAGGAUUUGACCCGAAGAAACCUAGAGGGAAAGCGAAGAUUAUAAAUGAGAAACAAAAGGAAACUAUUUCUGAAAAAGAGAAUCUGACGAUUUCAUCAUCAGAUGAGAAAGUAUGGUCUCGCAUAAAGUCUGAAUGUAACAAGAUGAAAGGAAAAUUAGCAAAGAGCUUUCUUGAAUUAGAGGACAUUGAAGAAAUUUUGGAACUGUCUACAUUACUUCAAGACUUGUACAAAGAGCUUAUUGUCAAGCACCAGGAUUUUUCAUUUGAAAAUGAUGUUGAGAGCUCUUUAUGGAAGAAUACUUUUCAUAAUGUCAUCACAAAAAUAAGAGAGUUAUUAGAUGAAAAACCAAAUGGCCGUGACAUUAAUGAAAUUGUUCAGUUUUAUUGGAAUUUUCUUCAGGAUGGGGAUGAUUUCUUGCAAGAGAUGCUUUUGUCCCUGCAGGAGGAAUGGAAAUUUGAUUUAGAUGCUUUUGUGAAAAAUCCUUUGAAAAUGGUUGGUUGCAAAAAGCAAGUUAAAUAUGCCAUCAGAAGUUGCCAUUUGAUCUUGUUAAAUUUGGGUGACCUAGAGAGAUAUAUCACAGAUUUGCAGCAAGAUUUAAAUUAUUCAAAAGCCAAUGAAAAUUACCUGAAAGCACAGUUGCUGGCACCAAAAAAUGGCAAGUCGUACAACCAACUAGCUGUUGUUGCUGUUAAGAGCAAGAAGAAACUUGAUGCUGUUUACUAUUACAUAAGAAGUUUGGAGACAAGCAAGCCAAUAGAAUCAGCUAGAGAGCGACUCCUAGGAAUAUUUCAUGAAAUCAAGAAAAAGGCUGAUUUCACGAAGAAACAGUGCCUGGAAAAGUCUGUAAUGGCUGAGGAUUUUGAAUGGCAGAGAAUGGAAGAAAAUAAAGCAUUUGAUAACGAUUUUUCAAAGUAUGCCUAACUUUAAUGUAGAUAUUUUCUAUAGUAACCAUAUUUUUGUACCUUUGUGGUAUGUAUCCUGAUUUUAAUCCCAGAUCAAAUCUUGUCUGACAAUAUCUAUAGGUAAUUGAGAAAGAUACUAUAGACUCAUAAAA
Messenger RNA from Rhopilema esculentum, 3715 nucleotides. The record is from RefSeq and is a predicted model, not a curated record. NCBI's taxonomy places the organism in Eukaryota, Metazoa, Cnidaria, Scyphozoa, Rhizostomeae, Rhizostomatidae.